This is a messenger RNA of Schistocerca gregaria, 3732 nucleotides long. Its product is annotated as Fanconi anemia group I protein-like. NCBI's taxonomy places the organism in Eukaryota, Metazoa, Arthropoda, Insecta, Orthoptera, Acrididae. The coding region runs from base 103 to 3732 and encodes 1209 amino acids. The record is from RefSeq and is a predicted model, not a curated record. The transcript has 22 exons. Gene Ontology annotation, biological process: DNA repair. Gene Ontology annotation, molecular function: DNA polymerase binding.
AUAGCGUUUGUACAAUGACUGUGAUGAAAAACGCGCGAAAUGUAUCAAAUUUGAUGUGUUUAUGUAUUUUUUAGAGAUUACAGUGGAAGUCGAGCACUGAUCAUGCAAUUAGAAGAGAGAAUUGUAGAACUCGGCCGCGAAAAAGAUAUCGCUGCGUUGUCUGCAUAUGUUAAUAAAUUGGGUAUUAAACAAGUGACUGCCAUCAUUACAAAAAUAUGCAGAUACCAAACAGCUCCUGAAAUUCUUACCUUCUUAUUUCAGGCUACACAUUAUGGUGGUGCAUCAGAAAUUACAAGCUUUAGAGUAUGUAAACAAGUUCUCCAGCAACUUCAAACACAAGACAUAUCAACAAUUCAGACAAAUGCCUUGUUGACUUUAUUAAUCAUUGAAUUUGAGCACUUAGAAUCAAAGGAGUUGAUGAAGUUGACAGAAUGGUGUACAGAAUGCAUCCAGCAGCCAACAGAUCGAGUGUGUUGGAAAGAUGUUUUACCAAAACUACUGCAUUUAUUAAAACAAAAAGAAAGGGUUGAAUAUGAAGGUGUAGAAAUGACCGGAGCUGAUUAUAAAGAUAAGAUAAUAAAUUCUCUUUGUAUGGCAAAAUGGAGACCAGAGGUAAUUAAUCCUCUGGCAGCAAUGUUUCUGGAUGUACCACUAUCUCCUGACCAGCAUUUGCAAAUUGUGUACAAAAUUUGCAAAUGUAUGACUGAAAUGCCUCCAAAUAUGGUCCCUCCAGUUGUAAAUCAACUGCUAUGGUUGUGUGAAGAUCAGCAUGGGUUACCAUUAUUCUUGGAACUACAGAAUUACUUUACAACUCAUCUCUAUAGCAUGAAACAUUUCAAAGAAAAAAGUGAUAAAUCGAAAGAUAUGGAAUUGAUGUCUGACGACAUUGCAAAUGAUGCAGUGGACAUAAGAGAUAUUCAACGAUCUGAAAGUACAGUACUUUUCCACAUCAGCCAGGCUGCUGCUGGUGGGCAUUCUAUUGUGAAAGAACUAAUCAAGAGUCUGAAGAAUGUACGCAAUGCUCCAGAAUUUGUGUUAAACCCAUUUUUGGUAGCUGUUUUACUGUGUGUGUCUUCCAUAAGUUCCUAUGAAGACCAGGCUUUUGAUAUUUUGAAAUUGGCAGUUAUUCGUGCAUCAACAGAAGAGGAGAAAAGGAACAGUUCAGCAUGGUUGAGAGACAUUGUUGCAAAAGUAUUAAGUAUUCAGCUUGUUUUCACCAAAGUAAUUGAAAGCAGCAUUCGUGAAAGAGAUAGAGUUAUUUCUGGUCUUAUAAAAUUCAGUUUUGUUUUACUAAGUGUGACAAAGAUGAAGAGUAUGGAAGGAAAACCAGAUAAAAUUUGGACAUUGGCCAGAUACAUUUUGGUAACUGUUGCUAAAAAACAACCAGAUGUGACAACUGAAAUUGUUCAACAGCUUUUGCAGCAAAUAUUGGAUCAUAAGAACAUACAAUAUAUUUCUUGUCUGAGAAAGCUGUGUGCAGAAGCUCGCAUUGGAAUGGCUGAUUCUGUCUCGGGUAUCAUUCAACUAUUAGAUAAUUUGGGUUUCUUACCUGAAAAAAUUGCCACUGAGCUAAUUCGAGCAAUAUUACCACUUCUCAGAGACAGCUCUUCAUUAAGAACAACCUUGACCAUAAUUCUUCGUAAGAGCAUGUAUAGUAGGAAUGUUGAAACAAGAAAAAUGGCUGUCUCUGGAUUGCUGCUAUUUCUAAAACACAUGGAUGUUAAAAGCCUUGUCGCCCUGAGCCAAACGAGUUGCAGUCAGGGAGAUACUGAUUCAAUGGGGCUUGGCUCUCUGUCACAGGUAGAUGUACAUCAGGAGGUAGGCAGUUUGGGCAAUGAAGCAACAUGUAUAGAGCUGCUAAAUAUCUUAAGAAGGUGCUUCAUGCAACAGUCUUCUGUCAGGCUUUGUCUCUAUCAAGGUCUUCAUGAUGCUGUCUGCAAGAAUCCAGUUCUGUUUCCACAUGCUCUGGAGUUGCUGUCAGAACAUUUUAGUCAGUAUUAUGAGAAGUCUGAGAAUGUCCUCCCUCCAGUGAAUUUCUCAAAAAUAAUUGAGGUGAAAGGAGCAUCAGUGAUUUUGAAGGAGCCAUUGGCCAAUUUAUUAUUUGUCAUUCAGCAGCUAACUGUGAAGGCACUGCGUAAUUCUGAGAACAGUAAACAGACAGCAGAUAAACUCCAACAAAUGCUCGAGUCACUUACAGAUCGCAUGAUAAAGUGCAGUUUGGAAGACCUUGGAUUUGAUAAUACAACAAAUUUCGCAGAUAUUAUACCUGAAAGUCAGCAGGCUGUGGAAAUAUUCCAUCAAACUCUUGGCAUUUAUGAAGCCCUCAUGGCAUAUACAAUAUCUUUAUGGAAGGAAAACUCUAGCAAUUGUCAGAGAUUAUCAAACCUUUUUAAGGGCUAUCACAGGUUGAUUGAAUUUGCAAAGUCAGCUUGCAAACCACGAAAGAAAGAUAAGGAUGCAGAUUCUCUGAAAGGAAAGUUAGCGGGGAAGCCACUGAAAUUACCUUCAACACUUAUGGAUUUUGAAACUGUCAACAAACUACAGGCACUGCUGAGCAGGUCACUUGGUUCUGCAUCUGUUGAGGCAGUGGAAUCACUGAAGAACCGCAGGGAAUUUUAUCAAUAUGCGAUGACAACUUCUCUGCAGCUGAUUCAACAAGCAAAACAAUUGAAAGCAGAAAAUAUGCAUGUAAACAUAGACCUGUACAGACACUGUACUACAUUAGCAAGGGUAUUGUAUGAAAACUGCAUCAGCCAAAUAAUCACAUUUAAUGAUUUUGACAAUUUGACAUGUAACAUCUCAGCUGAAUGUUUUUCUGAAAUUGUCUCCCUUAUCACAGUAUACUAUAAGAGCUAUAUACCACAUUUCUUGGAGGAAAUAAGUAAGUAUAUCUAUGAAUGGGCAAAAGAACUUUGUCAGGAAACAACAACUGAAAAUGUCAAAAUAGCAAAGAGCAUUUUGGUAUUGUUAUUCAGACUGUUUAUUCUGUAUAAAUCAGCUGGUUCAAUCUUUGGACAUAUAUCGCUCCAUUUAUUGAGUAUAUAUGGGGCUACUGAAGAGGCAACUGCUGGGAAAGACAAAUUCACUCGAUUUGGUGUUUUGACUGAUAAUUCCAAAGAUGCUGCUCUCAUUGCUUUUUGUAAUGUGCUGCGCAUUAGCCUUUCUGAUAUUAACUGGGUUGUUGAAAGGCUACAGUCAGAAUACACAGCACGUGCAUAUUCUUCAGAGUAUAGUAUUGAAUCACGCCAAGAAUUUUUAAAAAGCAAAGAACGUGAUGUCUGCUGCCAUGUAAGUCAUUAUGUUACUGUUAUUAAUAACCUCACAAAAAUGGCAGUACCAACUGGAAAUUCAAGUGCAACAUUAUUUAGGCUGCUGACUUCUCUGUACACAACUCUUAUAACAUUGACAAAAUAUUUUUGCCUAAGAUCAUCGAAGCUGGAUCCAGCAUUUCAGACAGCAAGAUUCACUCAAGUAAUUACUUUGGCAGGCAGGCAUUUAGCCAGAAACUACGAUGCCCUUAUAUCACAUGUUGAGGAAAUGGAAGGAGAAGAAGGAGGAAAGAAAAACAAAAAGGCUAACAACUUUGCACUUAAAUCGAAGGUUUUAAAAGGGGCUAAAUCCAGGACUAGUUUACUGUUUGAGAGAGAGCAGUUUGAACAACUAAUAAUAAAGCUCUCCUCAAAAACUAAGGUAAAUACUUUGCAUUGGUCAUUUGCACAUUUUAAUCCUUAA